AUGUCUAAUUCACUUGAAAAAACAAUAGAGGACUUGAGUGUAAAAGUUUAUGACAUUAAUCAGUUUAAAAAUUUCACGAAAAAGAUCAAAAAUGACGUUGCAUUAAAAGUUUUCAAACAUAAUGACGUUGAAUCUAUAAAAGCAUUAGAGAAAGAGAUUAAAUUACACAUAAAAGUGGAUAUGAAUGAUAGAAUUAUAAGAUUUUAUGGAGUUACCAUAAGGCCAGUCUCCAUGUUUGAACUUGGCCAUAAAUAUGUGCUAGUAUUAGAACUAGCUAAUAAUGGAACGCUGAGGGAUUAUUUGCAAAAGAACAAAAGUCUUAAUUGGCAUAACAGGCUUCGUCUACCGCAAGAAUUAUCCAAAAAACAUAUAGAGCCUGACCACAUGCCAGAAAUAUACCCAGAUAAACGAUUAGAUCUAGAUGAACCAGGAUAUUCUAAAGAUUACUCAAUUAAUGAUUAUGAAAAAAUAAAGACAAUCAUGCCUUUUGAUGGAGGAAUAAAAAUUCACCAGCAAAUGAACCUAUUGAAAAAGUAA
Dentiscutata erythropus is the source of this 537-nucleotide messenger RNA. NCBI's taxonomy places the organism in Eukaryota, Fungi, Glomeromycota, Glomeromycetes, Diversisporales, Gigasporaceae. The record is from the annotation of a GenBank genome assembly.